Messenger RNA from Prunus dulcis (almond), 966 nucleotides. Its product is annotated as MDIS1-interacting receptor like kinase 2-like. Gene Ontology annotation, biological process: protein phosphorylation. The coding region runs from base 1 to 966 and encodes 321 amino acids. The transcript is spliced from 2 exons. The record is from RefSeq and is a predicted model, not a curated record. NCBI's taxonomy places the organism in Eukaryota, Viridiplantae, Streptophyta, Magnoliopsida, Rosales, Rosaceae. Gene Ontology annotation, molecular function: ATP binding; protein kinase activity.
AUGUAUGAGGAAAUCAUAAGGGCAAUAGAAGAUUUUGAUUCCAUAUACUGCAUUGGGAAUGGAGGACACGGAAGCGUCUACAGGGUGAAUUUUUCAUCUGGAGAUGUAGUGGCCGUGAAGAAACUCCAUAUGCUAUGGGAUAGAGAGACAAAAUUUAAGAAGGAGUUCUUGAAUGAAGUAAGGGCACUCAGUGAGAUAAGACAUCGGAAUAUUGUGAAGCUCUAUGGUUUCUGCGCACAUAAACGACACUCAUUUUUGGUGUAUGAGUAUCUUGAAAGAGGUAGCUUGGCCGCAAUGUUGAGGAAAAAUGAAGAAGCUAAAGAGUUGGGGUGGAGUAAAAGAGUGAAUAUUGUUAAAGGCUUAGCUCAUGCCUUAUCUUACAUGCACCAUGAUUGCCUGCCCCCGAUUGUACAUCGUGACAUCUCAAGCAAGAACAUUUUGUUGGAUUCUGAAUAUGAGGCAUGUGUUUCAGACUUUGGCACAGCUAAGUUUUUAAAUCCAGACUCAACUAAUUGGACUACCGCUGCAGGCACGUAUGGCUACAUGGCACCAGAGCUUGCUUACACGAUGGAAGUGAAUGAGAACUGCGAUGUUUAUAGCUUUGGUGUGGUCACAUUGGAAAUAAUUAUGGGAAAGCAUCCUGGAGAUCUUUUCUCGUCUUUGUUAUCAAUCUCUUCAUCCUCCUCCUCCUCAUCAUCAUCCUCAUCAUCAUCUGCAUUAGCAGCCCAUCAAAUACCAAUUGUGGAUGUUUUGGACCAACGCAUUUCCCCUCCUACGCAUCAAGUUGCAAAUGAAGUGGUCUCUCUUGUGAAGAUAGCAUUUUCAUGCUUGAAUUCCAGCCCAAAAUCUCGUCCAACAAUGAAACAAGUUUCUCAUUUCCUCUCAACUCCGAUGCUGCAUUUGUCGAAGCCGAUACAUAUGAUGACAUGUGGUGAAUUGCUUGCUCUUGAUCCUUUGGCUACCUGA